Molecule: messenger RNA, 1440 nt
Organism: Letharia columbiana
Lineage: Eukaryota; Fungi; Ascomycota; Lecanoromycetes; Lecanorales; Parmeliaceae
Exons: 2
Coding region: 1-1440 (479 amino acids)
Biological process (GO): transmembrane transport
Cellular component (GO): fungal-type vacuole membrane
Molecular function (GO): transmembrane transporter activity
Source: RefSeq, a predicted model, not a curated record
AUGCCUAAGGAUGCUGUUGACUCCACCGCGGCCGACUCGGAGAAAGACGUCCACGAUGGCGAACGAGAAAGCUCAAGCAAAUCGGACGGAGAGGGGCAAUGCAGUAUCGAUUCACCGGAGAUAGACCCCUCCCCCAAAGAUACACCGGCUAUGGGAGUCAAGUCCAUCGACGAGCCUGGUCCGGGAGGUGUGCUGGCCAAGGUUCUCAGCAGAACGACAUCUCGUAUUUCAAUUGAUCCGGGACCACCGCCGGAUGGAGGUCUUGCGGCGUGGACUCAGGUUCUUAUGGUCCAUUUAAUUGUGUUCAAUACGUGGGGCUAUAUCAAUUCAUUCGGUGUCUUUCAGACUUACUAUGUCGCCACGUUGGGCCACCCUCCGUCAGACAUAUCUUGGGUGGGCUCAGUCCAGAUUUUUCUGCUAUUCUUCGUCGGCACUUUCUCCGGACGAGCCACAGAUUAUGGCCUAUUCAGGAUAACUUUUCUCAUUGGUUCGAUCUUGCAGUUGAUCGGAGUCUUCAUGACCUCCCUCAGCACCAAAUAUUGGCAACUAUUCUUGGCCCAGGGAAUUUGCACCGGGCUCGGAAACGGGCUCAUCUUCUGUCCGGCACUUUCUCUUCUCUCUACAUAUUUCAGUAGGAAACGGUCAUUAGCGAUCGGUAUUGCAGCCGCCGGCACUGCGACAGGCGGCGUCGUCUUCCCAGUGAUCGUUCGACAACUCCUCCCCAAACUAGGGUUCCCCUGGACCGUCCGUGUCGUCGGCUUCGUUAUGUUAGCCGUGCAGGCUGUAACCCUCACGUUCACAAAACCACGCCUUCCUCCACGCAAGACUGGGCCUAUCGUGGAAUGGGGAGCUUUCAAAGAACUGCCCUACGCUCUCUUUGCAAUCGCUAUGUUUCUCAAUUUCUGGGGACUUUACUUCGCAUUUUACUACAUUGGUUCAUUCGGGCGCGACAUUCUCGGCAUUAGCCAAGCUGAAGCAAUCAGCGAUCUAUUGAUUCUGAACGGCGUUGGACUCUUCGGCCGGCUCAUUCCUGCCCACCUGGCAGACCGCUAUUUCGGCCCUUUGAACACCAUCAUUCCCUUCUCCUUCAUUUCCGGUCUGCUGCUUUAUUGCUGGUCAGCUGUCAGAUCGAAGGGCGGUUUAGUUGGCUUUGCUGUGAUAUAUGGACUUUUCGCCUCCGGCAUCCAGAGCUUGUUCCCAGCUACACUGGCGGGUCUGACUUCCGAUCUGAAGAAGGCGGGUGUUCGCAUGGGUAUGGUCUUCAGCGUUGUCAGCUUUGCAUGCCUGACGGGACCGCCUUUGGCUGGUGCUUUGAUACAGAGAAGAGAUGGCUCGUAUCUGUACGCGCAGAUGUUUGCUGGAAGUGUCAUGAUAGGGGGCUGCAUGACUCUUAUGGCGUGCAGGGUAUCCAAGAAUGGUUGGAAAAGGGCGCGAGUCUGA